AUGGAGUUGUAUGGUAAAUUUUCUAAGCGUGAAUUUUGGCCUGAUUUGAUAUCCUUCUUGGGGCAUGUGGUUUCGAAAGAGGGGAUUAUAGUUGAUCUCAAAAAUAUUGAGGCCGCCAGAGAUUGGUCUAGGCCUACAUCAAUGACAGAGAUCCGCAACUUCAUGGGUUUGGUUAUUUACUACCGUCGGUUCGUGAAGGGGUUUGCUUUCAUUGCUUCAUACUUGACCCGUUUGACUCAGAAAGAGAUGGUGAGGAUGCACAGAGUUGGAGGUCAGACUCCUGAUCAGUUUCAGACUCCAAGGUCACAGCCUUCUAUCAUUGUGGCUCCCUGCAUUGAUGAGAUCCCAGUGCCUGAUUUUUCUUCUCGACCCAUCACUGGGCCAGCCAUGAUCCAUGAUGAGCAGAAGCUAUUUGAGUAG
Lycium barbarum (goji berry) is the source of this 420-nucleotide messenger RNA. RefSeq lists its product as uncharacterized. Bases 1 to 420 code for a protein of 139 amino acids. The transcript is spliced from 3 exons. NCBI's taxonomy places the organism in Eukaryota, Viridiplantae, Streptophyta, Magnoliopsida, Solanales, Solanaceae. The record is from RefSeq and is a predicted model, not a curated record.